UAUCAACGCACACAUUUUUGUGGAGAAGCCUCGUGUGUAUAUUCAGCCAUGGCACAACUCCAGGCACGUUUCUACAGCAAGAACAAGAAAUACGCAGUGGAUGAUGUCCCUUUCUCAAUCCCUGCCACUUCUGAAGUUGCCGACCUUAGUAACAUUAUCAAUAAUUUGCUGGAGACCAAAAAUGAAUUCCACAAACAUGUCGAGUUUGAUUUCCUUAUCAAGGGCCAGUUUCUUCGAGUGCCCUUGGUCAAACACAUGGAACUGGAGAACAUUUCAUCGGAAGAGGUUGUGGAACUAGAAUAUGUGGAAAAGUACACCGCACCCCAGCCAGAGCAGUGCAUGUUCCAUAAUGACUGGAUUAGCUCAAUUAAAGGGGCAGAAGAAUGGAUCCUGUCUGGUUCUUAUGAGACUUCUCGGAUCUGGUCCUUGGAAGGAAAGUCAAUAAUGACAAUUGUGGGACAUACAGAUGUUGUGAAAGAUACGGCUUGGGUGAAAAAAUACAGUUUGUCCUGCUUACUACUGACGGCCUCGGUGGACCAGACUGUUCUCUUAUGGGAGUGGAAUGUAGAGAAGAACAAAGUGAAAGCUCUGCACUGCUGCCGAGGGCAUGCUGGGCGUGUGGAUGCCAUAGCAGUCGAUAGCUCAGGAGCUAAGUUUUGCAGUGGCUCCUGGGAUAAGAUGCUAAAGAUCUGGUCUACAGCCUCUACAGAUGAAGAAGAUGAAAUGGAAGAAGCCACAAAUCGACCAAGAAAAAAGCAAAAAACAGAACAGUUGGGACUAACAAGAACACCCUUGGUGACCCUCUUUGGCCACACAGAAGCAAUUUCCUCAGUCCUUUGGUCAGAUGCUGAAGAAAUCUGUAGUGCAUCUUGGGAUCACACAAUUAGAGUGUGGGAUGUUGACUCUGGUGGUCUUAAGUCAACUCUGACAGGAAAUAAAGUGUUUAAUUGUAUUUCUUAUUCUCCCCUUUGUAAACGUUUGGCAUCUGGAAGCACAGACAGGCAUCUUAGACUGUGGGAUCCCCGAAGUAAAGAUAGUUCUUUGGUGUUGCUGUCUCUCACCUCACACACAGGCUGGGUGACAUCAGUGAAGUGGUCUCCUACCCAUGAACAGCAGCUCAUCUCGGGCUCUUUAGAUAACAUUGUGAAGCUAUGGGAUACAAGAAGCUGUAAGGCUCCUCUCUAUGAUCUAGCUGCUCAUGAAGACAAAGUUCUAAGUGUGGACUGGACAGACACAGGGCUACUUCUCAGUGGAGGAGCAGACAAUAAAUUGUAUUCCUACAGAUAUUCCCCUACCACUUCCCAUGUGGGGGCUUGAAAAUGAAUGGCUGAG
Molecule: messenger RNA, 1332 nt
Organism: Mus caroli (Ryukyu mouse)
Lineage: Eukaryota; Metazoa; Chordata; Mammalia; Rodentia; Muridae
Source: RefSeq, a predicted model, not a curated record